This is a messenger RNA of Culex quinquefasciatus (southern house mosquito), 2100 nucleotides long. RefSeq lists its product as uncharacterized. The coding region runs from base 743 to 2065 and encodes 440 amino acids. Lineage: Eukaryota; Metazoa; Arthropoda; Insecta; Diptera; Culicidae. The record is from RefSeq and is a predicted model, not a curated record. The transcript has 2 exons.
GCCUAGGACCCUAUUCAUACAUAAAAUUCUUUUGACAGUCAAAACGGAUUUACAAAGUUCAAAAGGGGUUUUUGAGGUAAGAGAUUUCUUUACAAAUCUGCUAAAAUAAAUAUUUUUUAAAGAUCGAUCCACCUAUACGGCCAGGUCCAAUCCGUACAAAAAAUCAAAAAACCAAAUAAAAUGAAAACACUAUUUCACCGAAAGAAUAUUUUAACAAUACAAAUUCUGAUUCAGGCCGGUAAAACACAACUUCCUACGUAUAAAUCUCCGAUGGGGUUUCUCGGUUUGCAAUAUUUUGCUCCAGCCACGCCGCGAGACCUCAUUAAACAAAAAAAUCAUAGGAAAAACUUAAAAAAAUAAACAAUUUAAGACCUCAGUUGUCGACGAAUACAAAACAUACAGAGCACUGCUGGUCAACAAGCCGAGAAAAACGUUAGGCAAAUUUGUGCCAUAAGGCCUGAGUGGUGGUGAAUAUAUUUGACAUUUCGCCAAAUUUGUUUUGAUCUACCUUUAAAGGAAUUCUGAAUACAAAACGGAUUGCAACGAUGAUUCGAGUGGUGAACGCCGUUGCGUAAAGGUGUAUUUUCCAACUCGGUUUUUUACCACGUGCUUUUUUCGGGCGAUUUCAACAGAAAAUAAUCUGUUUCGUCGGGACGAAUCGAAUUCUUUGGAAGUAGUGAAGUAAUAGAAGAUCAGUGAAUAGAAAAUCGGAGAAAAGUAGGCGGUCGUCGAAAGUGCAAACAUGGCGGAUGAGUCUGGUGGCGGAGCGCCACCCGGAAGAAUGAGAAUGAACGGUUACAAACUGGAUAACGGCACGGAAACGUUCAUGUACAUGGCGCGCGAUGUCGGUCCUUACCGGGUUUACGUAGAAACGAAGAACGAUAACGUGAAGAUCAACAAGUUCUCGGUCGGUUCAGUGCUACGGAAGAUCCCAAAGUACAAAAACGCGGUCACUGAUCUGAAGUACCUUGGUCGAAGCAAGAUCAUCGUUUUCUUCAACUGCUGGCAAAAGGCUAACAUGUUCGUCGGGGAGAAAAUCCUGAACGAGAAGGGUUACGUUGCCUACAUCCCGAAGCAUGUCCUGUGCAUCACUGGUGUGAUCAACGGGGUACCGGAAGAUCUUGACACGGUGGAGAUUUUGGAAGAAAUCGAGAGCAGCGUGCAGGUUGUGGAUGUGUAUCGACUGAACAGAUGGAACAAGGACGAAGAGCGAAAGGAGCCAACGAACCGGGUGAGCGUCACGUUCAGAGCGCAGAUUCUACCGGAGAAAAUCAAGCUCUACGGAUGCAACGUUAAGGUGCAGCCUUAUGUUCGUAGAAUCAUUCUCUGCACUAACUGCCUCCGUUACGGACACAAAGCGGCCAACUGCAAAUCGAAGAAACGCUGCGAGAAAUGCUCCAGGGUCCACGAAUGGAGCCAGGAAGAAUGCCAGAACGAUACGAAGUGCCUGCACUGCCGCACAGCCGACCAUCGAACGACUGACCCGACCUGCCCAGCAGGACCAAGAGAGGCGAGCAUCCAGAAGGUUAUGUCCAAGAAGAACCUGACGUACAUCGAAGCAAAGGAGUUGAUUGCGCCGAUGCCGAUCAGUAAUAUGUACGACGUGCUGGCAAACAGCGAAGAAUUUCCUACGAUCCAGAACAGCUUUGCCAAGAAACUAACAGGACAGCAGCCGAACAACCAGCAGCAGAAGCAGCAAAAAACCCAACAAACCCAGUCAGCCGCAAACAAAUCGCAGAAAGUUCCAGCUAAGACGAAGAUCCAGUUCGGAGAAAAGCGAAUCAGAUCGGACAGCUACAACGAGUUUCUAGCUGAAAUCGAACCAAGCAACACCUGUGGAGUCGGUUUGAACAACCCAUUUGCGUCUACCGAGCAAGAAAAGUGGCAAGCGAUGUACAAGCAGGCAUUGGCAGACGCAGAAAGAAAGGCGACUAGCGAAGUACGAAGUGAUCUGAUGAACUUCUACUCGGCUUUGGUUCAGAACCCAGAUGUCAGCGAAGCCGUUCAGAAACAUAUAAAGGAUUGUUCUAAAAAGUUUCUCAAGUUUGACAGUGUAUUCAAAUAAACUCAACGUAUAAACUCAAAUUCAACUCAUCUUUG